AUGACUAAUUCAAGUCAAGUAAAUGCUGGAACAGUAAGUGCUGCAACAACAUCGGUUGCACACAAUCGUUCAAAUGCUGCCCUAGCACCGGCUGAGAAACCUGCAAAGUUUUCUAGAGUUGACUUCAAGAGAUGGCAGCAAAAGAUGUUCUUCUAUCUGACUACGUUGAGUCUGCAGAGGUUCAUUAAUGAGAAUGUUCCUGUUAUGUCGGAUGAAACUCCGCCUGAAGAACGAUUCUUGGUAACAGAAGCAUGGACACAUUCUGAUUUUUUGUGUAAAAAUUAUAUUCUGAGUGGCCUGCAGGAUGAUCUGUACAAUGUGUACAGUAAUGUGAAAACCUCAAAAGAAUUCUGGGAUGCUUUAGAAAAGAAGUACAAAACAGAGGAUGCCAGAAUGAAGAAGUUUAUUGUGGCAAAGUUUCUGGACUAUAAGAUGAUAGACAAUAAGACCGUCGUCACCCAAGUUCAAGAAUUGCAGGUCAUAAUCCAUGAUCUCCUUGCUGAAGGAUUGGUUGUGAAUGAUGCUUUUCAAGUGGCUGCAAUUAUUGAGAAGUUACCUCCAUUGUGGAAGGACUUUAAAAACUACUUGAAUCAUAAACGCAAAUAGAUGACUGUUGA
This is a messenger RNA of Solanum verrucosum, 617 nucleotides long. RefSeq lists its product as uncharacterized. NCBI's taxonomy places the organism in Eukaryota, Viridiplantae, Streptophyta, Magnoliopsida, Solanales, Solanaceae. The transcript is spliced from 2 exons. The record is from RefSeq and is a predicted model, not a curated record. The coding region runs from base 1 to 606 and encodes 201 amino acids.